Messenger RNA from Linum trigynum, 2419 nucleotides. The record is from the annotation of a GenBank genome assembly. Lineage: Eukaryota; Viridiplantae; Streptophyta; Magnoliopsida; Malpighiales; Linaceae.
CUACACGGCCAGGCCACACUACCAUGUAAAAUUUAGGUAUGCCCAUGUGGCUCUCCAAAAUGCCGCGUUCGAUUUAGUGACUCCAGGUACGCUACAUGGCCAAAACCACACGGCCGUGUGGAAUUUAGGUAUGCCCGUGUGAACUCCCUGGGAAUUCCACACGGCCAAAAAGGGCCAUUUACACGGCCAGUGUGGCUUUCCCGCGCAAAGGGGUUCCACACGGCCAAGUCACAAGGUCGUGUGGAAUUUAGGUCUGCCCGUGUGGAAUUUCCAGCUUUUCGUCAAACGUCCCAACUUCGUCCAAUCGACCCCGAACUCGUGCCCAAACCUUCCUUCACGUACUAGGACCUGAAAUAUCACAAACAAGAACAACCUAGCGUGAAAUCGGCCUAAAACACGAGAGAUGAGACUCAAAUGGUAUAGAAAUGGUGGAUAAAAACAUGUGUAUAUAUCAAGUCAUCAGAGGCACAAGCGAAGGCGAGAAGGAAGUUGGCAUUCCUCCUAGGCGUCGGAUGAUUGGCUCGUCGCCAGAUCUGGAGGCGCCGAAGAACGAGGCAGAGAUGGAACCAUCGCAGCCGCGAAUAGUGCGAGGGACUUCUCGUCGGAGGAUCUAUUCGCCGAAGAAAACGCCACCGAUGAAGCAAACGUCGGAGGUGGACGAGUCGGAGGCGGGUCUUGCCGGCUACGACUGGUAGCUUGGAAUCUCUUAAGCUGACCAAGCCCUCUCAGAUAGACUACCCGGCAGAUUACUAGUCUUCACUGGGAUAGAACGCUGAGGCAACUAACACAAAACUUUACUAUUGGAAUGGAUUCCAGUACAAAGCAAUGAAUCGACUAACUCUCGCAUAAUCGAUUCACUACUACCGAUUGAAGAAGCUCUAACGACCUAAUUAGAUUCUAUCUAUCUUAGGUUGGAGCAUAAAUCAAUAAACGAUUAUCAGGCUUCAAUUGACUCAAUCAAAACACUUCAAUCGAUUAUAAUCAAGCAGUAUCACAAUCCAAACGUCAUUACAAUCGAUAUCCCUAACACAUGGAACUAGGGUUCUUCAUACCCAAUAGGUGUCAAUCGGGUGGGUUCGGGCUGGGUUCAAUCGGGUUGCGGGUUAGUCGGGUUACAGGUUCAUCAGGUUGUGGGCCAAUCGGGUUCGAAUUCAAACGGGUUGCGGGUUAGUCAGGUUCGGGUUCGGGAUCAAUCGGGUUGCAGGAAAAUUGGGUUGCGGGUUCAUCGGGUUUCGGGUCGGGCAGGUUGCGGACGGAUUGGGUUGCAGGUUGUUUGGUUCAGUGCUUCGAGUUACUUUGGGUUGAAUUUUCGCGUUGGGCAGGUUACGUGCGGGUGUAUCGGGAAUGGUAUUAUACCGAUUUUUUGAAGUGAACUUUGAAUUAAUACAUAUUUUUUUAUUAUUUAAAAACAAGUGGAAUUGUUCAUAUACAUUUUUAUAGAGAAAUUGUUGUUUUAGCUAGUUAGUUAUUGGUAUGAUUUAUUGUAUUACCAUAAACUAUAAAAUUUAGUAAAAUUGAUAUGACUUCAAUUGUAACUCUAUUCACUAACAUAUAAUCUAAACUAUGAAUAGUGAACCCAUAUACCCAUAUUUCAUUUAAUAAUCCGACGAUAUAGUCUCUACUCUAGACCCCUAAUAGUAUGAUUCAUGAACAUAUGUUAAUAAAAACUUGAUCCUUAUUAGUUAUGAUUUUGACUAAUCGUGGCUAAACCAUUAAUACCUUAUACCCUAAACAUAUAUCGUAUACGCUGACUCUAUAGUCUUUACCCAAAACCCUCAAUGGUUUGAUUCAUGAACAUAUAUGUUAAUAAAAAACUUUAUCCUUUUUAGGUAUCAAUUAAUGAUAUUGACUAACCGUGGCUAAACCAUUAAUACCUUAUACUCUGACUUUAUAGUCUAUACCCUAAACCCUUAACGGUUUGAUUCAUGAACAUACAUUUAUAAAAAAAAAUUGAUCCUUAUUAGUUAUUAGUUAUGACGUUGAUUUGUCUUGGCUAAACCAUUAAUACCUUAUACUCUAACCCAUUAAACCUAACCAUAUACCCUAUGGCCUAUACACCGACUCUAUAGUCUAUACCCUAAACCCCUAAUGGUCUAAUUCAUAAACAUAUGUUAAUAAAAAAAAAACUUGAUCCUUAUUAGUUAUGAUUUUGACUAAUUGUGACUAAAUCACUAAUACCUUAAAACCUAAACAUAUAUCUUAUACGCCGACUCUAUAGUCUUUACCUUAACCCUUAAUGGUUUGGUUCAUGAAUAUAUGUCAACAAAAUACUUUAUCCUUAUUAGGUAUUAGUUAAUGAUGUUGACUAAUCGUGCCUAAACCAUUAAUACCUUAUAGCCUACGUUGACUCUAUGGUCUAUACCCUAAACUCUUAAUGGUUUGAUUCAUGAACAUACGUUAAUAAAAAAACUUGAUCCUU